Messenger RNA from Pecten maximus, 723 nucleotides. RefSeq lists its product as uncharacterized. Lineage: Eukaryota; Metazoa; Mollusca; Bivalvia; Pectinida; Pectinidae. The transcript has a single exon. The record is from RefSeq and is a predicted model, not a curated record. The coding region runs from base 1 to 723 and encodes 240 amino acids.
AUGACUCUUUCCUCUAGCUCUCACAGCAGAAGCCACUCACAUAGUCCAAAGAGACCAGAGGGGAUCAAGCCAAGUCGAGGUCGAUCUACUUCUCUCGCAAUUGAGAUUGAAAAACGUGAUCGUAGCUCUACACCAGUCAGAAGACCACACAGUAAAAGUAGUCCACCUGUCCAUGUGUCAUCUAAGCAGGCAAGAUCUCGCGCUUCAUCAACUUCGUCUGAUGAAGAAUCCAGCAGACAAAAAGUGAAGGGGAAGGAGAUUGCCCACCAGUCACCCAAGACACUGAGACCAGCUGAGGCACCUACACUGUCACUGGUUCCACAGGGAGAGAAUGGUGCAUGCCUAGCUGAUGACUCUCCAAAGUUGAUAGCACCUGCAGAAAUGGACCGUAUACGAAGCGUGAGUGACACGUCCAGCACCAGUAGUGGAGGCAGCCAGAUUGACAUUGUGUUGCAGGAUAAGGGUAAAGAAGACAAGCAAUCGGGGAAACCUCCAUUUGCAUACAAUACACCACAGGGAGCAGAGGCCGAGGUGAGCACAGCUAGUGUAGAACAUGCCAGUCUGGCCAGGUCUGACCAACAGAACAAAUCUACAUCUGACCAGCUCACAAAACUGGCCCAGAUAGUUCAGGAGCACUACAAAUUCUCAAAUGAAGGAGGGGGACAGCAAAAGACAUCGCCUUCCUCAUCUAGUUCUCAGAGUACAGAGACCAGUGGGGUUUAA